Messenger RNA from Oncorhynchus kisutch (coho salmon), 6474 nucleotides. Its product is annotated as lysine-specific demethylase 2A. The transcript is spliced from 21 exons. NCBI's taxonomy places the organism in Eukaryota, Metazoa, Chordata, Actinopteri, Salmoniformes, Salmonidae. The coding region runs from base 939 to 4739 and encodes 1266 amino acids. Gene Ontology annotation, molecular function: DNA binding; protein binding; zinc ion binding. The record is from RefSeq and is a predicted model, not a curated record.
UCUUGAGAAACUAGUGUUGUUUUGUGAGGAGAUGAAAAUGGCGGCGGAUGGCUGACCGCCGUCUUUAUCGGAUAUUAAACAUAAAACUGCGAUUUAAUAAACCAGCGUUCUCUGUCGAUUUUAACAGAACGUCAUGUAAUUUUAAUAUGACCAGGUUUUAAGGAUUUUCUAAACUCUUUGGUUGAUUGGAGUUUUCCAAAAGACAAAGCGGAAAGUUCCUUUGGAAAUAGAUUGCUCGCUGUCUGCUGUUGCAUUUUAAACUUAACGUUCGUUUUAGUUCAGCGAACAGUUUGUUCAGCAUAUUAAGAAAGUGUUUGAACUACAUGCCGCAAAUAACCCAGGACUGGUAAACCCCCUCACCCCCUAAAGUGUCUAAAUUGUAUCAUUUAGUAAGGUACUCUAUAGCUAACGUUAGCUAUAACACGCUAACCCUUACAUAAUGAACCACACUACAAUCCCAGAUGCAAUAUUGGCGCUAUCAACAAACUAAAGCUUGCUAGCUAAUCCCAUUCUCUCGGUAGGGUUUUGUUUUGGUGAUCGACAACAAUGCUUCCCUUUGGUGGGGGAUAGCUAGCCAAAGAUGCUAGCCUCUACUUUACUAUUUCACUAGCUAUGUCCUAGUGGUAAUUAUCUGCCGUUAGCUGUAAAUAACAUAACGUUGCAAUGUGUAAACGCUCGUCCUUUGUUUUAUACGGUGGUUUAGUCAAAUCAAAAUGUAUUAACUUGGCUACGUUGCUGACUGUAUUUUAGAUUUAGUUUGUCAGAUUUGAAAGGCUUUUUUUUUUAUUGUGGACAUAAAUAAAUAGAUAAGUUAAGCUACAUUUCCAAUCACGAGCUAGUUGUAGUGUUCAGCUGCAUGACAGCGCAGUCAGGUAGCCACGUGUAUCGGCGAACCGCCUACCAAAGCAGUCCACUGUCUCAAGUGACUGUCAUAAAACAUGGAAGAUAAGCGUCGACCAAGAUUCAGCAAGCGGCUGCGGUCGGGUACGCGGCGGCGCUACCAUGACGAUGGUAUCUCGGACGACGAGAUCGAGGGGAAGAGGACCUUUGACCUGGAGGAGAAGCUGACGAGCGAGAGGUUCACCUCGGACAGGGUCAAACGCAUGGAGGGGAAAGACCUCACGUUUGAGUACAUCCAAAGAGGUGGGUUGAGGGACCCGAUCAUCUUUGAGAAGCCAGACGGACUGGGCAUCAAGAUGCCAGAUCCAGACUUCAGUGUGAACGACGUCAAGAUAUUUGUCGGCAGCAGGCGUAUGAUGGAUGUGAUGGAUGUCAGUACUCAGAAGGGUAUAGAGAUGUCUAUGGCCCAGUGGAGACGUUACUACGAGACGCCCCCCUCCCAGAGGGACAAACUCUACAACGUCAUCAGCCUGGAGUUUAGCCACACCAAGCUGGAGAACCUGGUCCAGAGGCCUGCAUCGGUGGACAUCAUAGACUGGGUGGACAACAUGUGGCCUCGGCACCUGAAGGAGAGACAGAGAGACUCCACCAACUCCAUCACAGACAUGCAGUACCCCAAAGUGCAGAAGUACUGUCUAAUGAGUGUGCAGGGCUGCUACACGGACUUCCACAUAGACUUCGGCGGUUCCUCGGUCUGGUACCACAUACUGCGGGGAGGCAAGGUGUUCUGGCUGAUCCCGCCCACGCCUCAGAACCUGGAGCUGUAUGAGGACUGGGUGUUGUCAGGGAAACAGGGAGACAUCUUCCUGGGAGACAAGGCCCAGGACUGUCAGAGGAUAGAGCUGAAGCAGGGCUAUACCUUCAUGAUCCCCUCAGGUUGGAUCCACGCUGUCUACACUCCAGUGGACACCCUGGUGUUUGGGGGAAACUUCCUCCACAGCUUCAACAUCCCCAUGCAACUCAACAUCUACAGCAUCGAGGACAGGACACGGGUACCAGCCAAGUUCCGUUACCCGUUCUAUUAUGAGAUGUGUUGGUACGUGCUGGAGAGAUACCUCUUCAGUCUGACCAACACCUCCUACCUCACGCCUGACUUCCAGAAACACUCCCUGGGCAUCGGUCUUACCAGAGACCCCUCCACCUGUGAGUCAGUCAACGGGCACACCCAGGAGGAGGAUGAAGAGGAGGCUCCCCCGACCCCGGGCUCUAAGCCCGGGGUGAAGGUUCACCUCACACCCUUUGAGCUGGAGGGGCUGUGGAACCUGCUGGGGAAGCUGGAGUCGUUGCCCUCACAGAAGAACUGUGUCCCGGCUGGCAUACACGAUGCUCCCGCUCUGCUGCAUGACAUCAGGGCCCUGCUGAAGGAGCACGCUAAUGACAUCCCCAAACUGUCCUACACUGGCACGCCCAUCGUCAAGUGGCCCAAGAGGCCGUCGUGGUACCAGCCCCCUCCCCCUCCUCCCCCGGUGGCUCGUCCCAAGCUGUCUGCCACGGUGGUGACCCCGCGACCCCAGAAGCCCGCCUCCUCCAUGUCCGUGCUGCGGCGGCGGCGCGUGCGGUGUAAGCGCUGCGAGGCGUGCGUUAGGACGGAGUGCGGGGACUGUAACUUCUGCAGGGACAUGAAGAAGUUCGGUGGGCCGGGGAAACUCAAACAGACCUGCGUGCUCCGACAGUGUCUGGCGCCGGGUCUGCCCCUGUCAGUGGUGUGUGAGAUCUGUGCAGAGGGGAACCAGGAGGGAGGAGAGGGGCCAGUCUUCGCCCUCACCCUCAUGGAGUGUUCCAACUGUGCCCAGAUAGCCCACCCCGCCUGCCUCAAGGUAACAGGGGAUGGUGUGGUGAAUACAGAUCUGCCCAGCUGCUGGGAGUGUCCCAAAUGUGUUCUGGGAAUCACCGACACUGAGGUGAAGGAGGACAAGAAUAAAAUGUUACACGCGAAACGCAAGUCUUCUUCGUAUCUCGACGGCCGCAUCGCCAAGAUCUACCGUCGCCGUGGUCACAGCCGAGACGACGACGACGACUCGGGCAGCGAUGAUGAUGAUGAUGAUGAUGAUGAUGAUGAUGAUGAUGAUGAUGAUGAAGGCUCCCGGGGCGGAGGAGGAGGCGCGGGACAGAAUAUGUCCGGGCCACGCCCUCGCGGGAGUGGCUCAGCCUCUCGGAGAGGCUAUGGGACUGGGAGGCGGGGCAUUUGGAGAGGCUCCUCCCACAGAGGGGCAGGCCGCGGGAGUGGGCUUGCCCCUAACUCAUCCCUGAAGAUGAGGCGUGGCAGAGGAGGGCUGGGGGUGGGCCGAGGGGAUAGAGAGGGGGGGCGUAGGGAGAGGGGCGGGAGAGUGCGCCUCCGGGGAGGCACCAGGAUGCAGAGACGCAGGGACGAGUCAGAGGAUGACGAUGAUGACGAUGAGGAAGAUGACGACAGCGAGGAAGAUCGGCAGCAUCACCACCGGCAACGCCGCAGGCGGAGGAGAACGGAUGACGAGGAAGACGACGACGAUGAGGAAGACAGCUCGGCCCGGGACCUGGAGGGAGAGGAUGAGGACGUGGCGGAUGAAGACGAGGAUGAGGAGGACUAUGAGAACAGGUCAGACUCUGAACCAGAGCCUCCCGUCCUCCUGGUGUCUGACCUUAACGACGACCUCCUAAACGGCUCAUACCUGACAGUGACCCUACAGCGCCCCCCCAGGGCCAAACGCCACCCCGGCUCCAUCGUGCCCAAGCUGGAGGCCGCCAUGUCUCCCAGAACCCACGGCGGCGGUCCAGGUUACGUCCAGCAUAAAACCCUCGGGAAGACGCGGCACAAAAACGGCACGGUCGCCGCCGGCAACGGCCUGGCCCAGCCCGCCAAGAAUCCAGUCGGCCGGCCGCCUCGUCACCGUAUCAACAAUCCCCACGGCGACACAGCAGACGGGGAAAGAGAGAGGGACACUACCUCUCAUUCCUACUCUGACUCCUCGGCCUCCCCCACCCCUCCUCCCCACUCCUCCCACUCUCCUUCCUCGCUCCUGUCGCUUCCCUCCUUCAAGGAUGUAGGAAACGAGAAAGGAGGGGAGAAGGAGGUGUGGGUGGCGGUGUUCCGUUACCUGAGCCGAGCCGAGCUGGCUAGCUGUAUGGCUGUCUGUAAGGCCUGGUACAAAUGGAGUUGUGACAAGCGUCUGUGGAGUGGUGUGGAUGUAUCGCGGUGUCCCUCCCUCUCCUCCCAGGCCGUGCAGGGCAUCAUCAAACGCCAGCCCACCUCCCUGGACCUUUCCUGGACCCCCGUGUCCAAGAAACAGAUCACCCUGCUCAUACACCGCCUGCCAGGUCUGAAGGAGUUGAUGAUAGCAGGUUGCUCCUGGUCGUCCAUGUCAGCCCUGUCCACCCCCAGCCUGCCGUGCCUCCGUACCCUGGACCUGCGCUGGGCAGAGGGGGUCAAGGACACCCAGAUCAGGGACCUGGUCAUACCACCAGGUUGUGACAGUCGGUCUCGGCUGCGUGGCUGUGUGGCGCUGCGUCUAGCCGGCCUGGACAUCAGUGACUCCACCCUGAGGCUGAUUCUCCGUCACAUGCCUCUGCUAGAGCGGCUGGACCUGGCCCACUGCAGGGACCUCACGGACCAGUCCAUCUGCCUGCUCACCGCCACCGGCACAAACACACGCAACACGCUCACGGAGAUCAACCUCGCAGGUUGUAACAAGCUGACGGACGGCUGUCUGGCGUACCUGAAGAGGGCGUCUGGCCUGGCGCUGCUGGACCUGCGGGGCUGCAAAGGUGUGACGCUGCGGGGCUGUGAGGGCUUCAUCUCGGACCUCUCUCACUGCGUCCUGUUCUGUAUGACGGAGGAGAAACUCAUUCAGAGGAUAUCGUAAAACUCACCACGUUCUUACCCCUACGCAAGGCAGGGGGGAGAGAUGGGGAGCAGCCAACACCCCUCCCCCGAAAAGGAGAACAAACGCCCCCAAAAAAGGGAGGGCGAGCUAAAAACAAAAGUGAAAAGACGUUCCCACUCACUUGGGAUGAGAGGGGAGGAUGAGAAGAGGAGGGAGAGGGGAGGAUGUGGAGAGUGGCGGGAUGGUGUAAGGAGAGGGGAGAAUGUGCUGUUGCAGCAUCAUGUUUAUUAGGAGGGUUAGGAAUGAUAUGGAUAGCACAGAGACACUUGCUAGUGUUGUUCACACAACAGGGCUGCAACAGGGCUGAAAAUGGGAACCCUGGGCCUCCCGAGUGGUUCAGUGGUCUAAGGCACUAGCUGUGCCACUAGAGAUUCUGGUUCAAGUCCAGGCUCAGUCGCAGCUGGACGUGACCGGGAGACCCAUGAGGCGGCGCAAAAUUGGCCCAGCGUCGUUAGGGGAGGGUUUGGCCGGCCAUGAUGUCCUUGUCCCAUCACGCACUAGCGACUCCUGUGGCGGGCCGGGCACAAUGCACGCUGACACGGUCGCCAGGUGUACGGUGUUUCCUCCGACACAUUGGUGCGGCUGGCUUCCGGGUUAAGCGGGCAUUGUGUCGAGAAGCAGUGCAGCUUGGUUGGGUUGUGUUUCUGAAGACGCACGACCUUCACCUCUCCCGAGUCCGUACGGGAGUUGUAGCGAUGAGACAAGACCGUAAACUACCAAUUGGAUACCACGAAAUUGGGGAGAAAAAAGGUUGAACAAAGAAAAUGGGAACCCUAUGGAUUGAAUGGGUUUUUGUGCGACAUGGUCUACAUGAAGUGGAGUGAAUCAGGGUUUAGGUUUCGGAAGGGGACUGGGGAAGACCCAGACAUGACUGGUGUGUCCCACUAGGUCCAGACUCUAUGCCACACUGUCCAACACUUCCACGGACUCCUUGGGGAAACCGAGCCGGAAGCACCGAGGGGGUGGUGAUGAUGAUGAAAUGCAAAUGGGUGCCAACACGUUCUUGGAACCCCCCCCCCAUUUCGGCUCUCAUUGUCUCAGCUCUUCUUUUCGCGCCAUCCUCACCUCUGUUCCAUACGCUUACAGCCAUGAGUUUUGUUGGAUAAAAAACGUACUGUAUCUCUCAUUAGUUACAUCCAAAACGGUACCCUGUUCCUCAUAGUACACUACUACAGAGACCUGGUCAAAGGUAGUACUCUAUAUAUGGAAUAGGGUGCUAUUUGGGACGAAUACGUUGUUUCUCUUCAGUUUUACUUGACUCCGUUUCUCACUACCAGCCACUACAGGUCUUAACUUUGCUUCUUUGAAUUCCCUCAGUUGACAGACUAUUUUCCUCCUGUCGUUUUAAUGUCUUUUCUUUCUGUCAGUCUUUUUACAGGUGUAAUGUUUUGUUCAUCCCUCCUUCUCUGUCCCCUAUAAUGUUAUUGUUAAUAAUGUUGAACCGGAGGGCUCUUGGGUUGGGUGCGUCGCAAAUGUCACCCUAGACCCAAUAUAGUGCACUACUUUUGAAAAGUAUAUCGGGAAUAGGGUACCAUUUGGGACGUGGUCUUGGUGAAUUGUUUUGGUUGCCCUACUGCAGUUGCUCAAUGGGACUGUAAUGUGCCUGUAGCAUUGCAAUCAAUUAUAUAAUUAUUUUCUGAAAUGUUUUGCAGAAAUUCUCUCUUAAUUUGUGGUUUUUACAAGGAAAAAAAUUAAAACAAAAAUCUGAAAUGAA